This is a messenger RNA of Saitoella complicata NRRL Y-17804, 1564 nucleotides long. Its product is annotated as Pkinase-domain-containing protein. NCBI's taxonomy places the organism in Eukaryota, Fungi, Ascomycota, Saitoellomycetes, Saitoellales, Saitoellaceae. The coding region runs from base 31 to 1431 and encodes 466 amino acids. Gene Ontology annotation, biological process: protein phosphorylation; intracellular monoatomic cation homeostasis; intracellular signal transduction. Gene Ontology annotation, molecular function: ATP binding; protein serine/threonine kinase activity. The record is from RefSeq and is a predicted model, not a curated record. The transcript has 3 exons.
CAGGCUCCUACGGCGGUCAGGCCAUCUGUUAUGCAGAAGAAGAGUCUGUUAAAUAGGAUGUUCUCGCAGACUGGGAGGAAGGAAAGGGAAGCUGAGAAGGCUGCAGAGAAGGCCGAGAAGGCGGAACGCAAAGAGAGAGAAAGGCUGGAAAAGGAAAGAGAAAAGCAAGAAAAGGAGAGCGAAAAUGGUGGCAGCCCUGAUCCUGAGCAUUCAAGGAUCGCAUCACCAGCAGAUAUUUCCCAAAGUGGAACCCCCACGGGAACGAAAGAGCCGCAUGUUAGGUUCAAGGUCUUACCGGACGGUAACCACGUUCAUCGUUUGAAGAACACGAAGCGUCAGGAAAAGUUGAAGAGCAUGUUUGAUGCAUUUAUGAUGGGUGGAUCAGCUAAGAAGAAGGAAGAGGAGCGUCGUGCGGAGGAUGAACGGUACGCUGCCGAAGAAGCUGCUACCCUCCAGAUGGACCGCCUUUCUCUCCUGCACAAUUGGGUUGAUACGCUCAAAUCCGAGCAGAAACUUGCGAAGGAACAGAAGAACGGACCGAAUGCUACCGCUGGCUUGGUAGAAAAGUAUGGCAAGUGCCAAGAGAUCGUCGGUAGGGGUGCAUUCGGUAUCGUGAGGAUCGCACACAAGCCUGAUCCUGCUGAUCCGCGAAAGGAGCAGUUGUAUGCUAUCAAAGAGUUCAGGAGGAGACCCGCCGAGAGCGUCAAGAAGUACACCAAGCGUCUCACUUCUGAGUUCUGUAUCUCGUCUUCGCUUCGUCACCCCAACGUUAUCCACACGCUUGAUUUGGUUCAGGAUGCUAAGGGUGAUUACUGUGAAGUUAUGGAGUUCUGUGCUGGUGGUGAUUUGUACUCGCUUAUUCUUGCCGCUGGCAAGUUGGAGAUGGAAGAAGCAGAUUGUUACUUCAAGCAACUCAUGCGCGGUGUCGAAUACAUGCACGAGAUGGGUGUCGCUCACCGUGACCUCAAGCCUGAAAAUCUCCUCCUUACGCCUCAGGGUGCACUCAAGAUUACUGAUUUCGGUAACGGUGAGUGUUUCCGUAUGGCCUGGGAAAAGGAAGCACACAUGACUUGUGGAUUGUGUGGUUCCGCGCCAUAUAUCGCUCCUGAGGAGUAUACGGAUAAGGAGUUUGACCCACGGGCUGUGGAUAUUUGGGCUUGCGGUGUCAUCUACAUGGCGAUGCGCACUGGAAGGCAUCUUUGGCGUGUGGCGAAGAAGGAUGAGGAUGAGUUCUUCGCCAAGUAUCUCGAUGGAAGGAAGAGCGAGGAGGGUUAUGAGCCGAUCGAGUCCUUGCAAAGGUCUCGUUGUCGUAACGUCAUUUACUCCAUCCUGGACCCUAACCCUGCUCGACGUAUUACCGGAAAGCAGAUCCUGAGGAGUGAGUUCAUUAACAGUAUUAAUAUUUGCAAGGCGGGUGAAUUCGGUAUCUAGUAUCAGUGAGGCGUUGGCUGGUAUCUUCGAAGUCGUAUCGUGUUUGUUGUCUUUUGGUGGACCGUAUCCUUUUCGUGUUACGUGUUGGAGUGGGGAGUCCUGGAUUGCUGUUGAUCGUAUUCCUUACAUUCGU